AAAAAUACAUCUUAUCAUUAAUAUCGGAAAUAGACUGGCAAAUAAGGUAUUCAAAAUAAAUUCAACAAUUCAAUAUUAAUUACUGAUCUUAAAACUAAACAUUACUUUGAUCCGACUUCAAAAUGGAUUCACAAUUAUGUAAAAAUCAAAUAUCAACACAAAAUUCGAUUAAAAUCAACCCUAAGACCUUAUCGGAAAUCGACCUAAUAAUUUGAAUAAACACUUCUCCACCAGCAAACGAGUAUUGAGAUAACGUUCAUGUGUGGACUUUUGCAACACAAAGAUUGGUGGGCGAAAAGGUCCAAGAGAAUGUGAAGUCCUUUUCUAAGAGUCUAGAUCUUUCUCUAUGUUUCAUUAUAUUGGAGAUAUGACUCAUCUAAACAUACUCUUAUAAAUUCUUGUCAUCCCCAACACUCCUAUUGAGUAAAAUUAGCUACCUCAUUGUCCAUCGAACAUUUUACUUGUACUAUUUAACACCAAGUUUGUACCAUUAGGCACUAUAUAUGGAAGAAUUAUACGAACAAAACAAAUGGGAAGGCUAUGUAGAUUGGAAGAAUAAAACCGCCAUAAAAGGACGUCAUGGUGGAUUUCUUGCAACUUUUUUUGUUUUAGUUGUCGAAAUUCUCGAAAAUCUUGCGUAUUUAGCGAAUGCGAGUAAUUUAGUGCUUUAUCUGUCAAAUUAUAUGCACUUCUCGCCAUCAAGAUCAGCCAUCAUCGUUACAAAUUUUAUGGGCACAUCCUUCCUACUAGCACUCCUUGGUGGCUUCUUGUCCGAUGCUUACUUCACUACUUUCCAUGUGUUUUUGAUUAGUGCUCUUAUUGAAUUUAUGGGUCUAUUGAUACUUACAAUACAAGCUCACAUGCCAUCUCUACAACCACCACCAUGUCCUCCGACUCAAACCACCAAUGUAAGGUGCCAAGAAGUCUCAGGUGGGAAAGCCGCGAUGCUAUUCGUAGGCCUAUAUCUAGUUGCUCUUGGUGUAGGAGGGAUUAAAGGAUCACUUCCUCCACAUGGGGCUGAGCAGUUUGAUGAAAAUAGCAAAGAAGGGAGGAAGAAGAGAUCAACUUAUUUCAAUUACUAUGUUUUUUGUCUUUCUUGUGGUGCUUUAAUUGCUGUAACAUUUAUUGUGUGGAUUGAAGAUAACAUAGGCUGGGAAUGGGGACUUGGAAUUUCUACCCUCACUAUAUUGCUCGCUAUACCUUUUUUUCUACUUGGAUCCAAGUUUUACAGGAUAAAAAUUCCUGCUGGUAGCCCUUUAACUGUUAUUUUCAAGGUGUUAAUAGCAGCAAUUUGCAACAAGUUGUACUCAAGGAAACCAAGCAAUGCAAUAAUGAAUAUGGAAACAAGCCCUCAUGUUGAUGCAAAUACAGCUAUCCAAGAGACACAAACUCAAGAUUAUGCAACAACAACACAAACAACAGAACCAAAGUUCCUAAACCAAGCAAUAACAGACAAUCCAAUCCAACAAACACUAGAUUGUACAAGAAAACAAGUAGAAGAUGUCAAAAUUGUCAUGAAAACCAUCCCAAUUUUUGCUUCUACUAUAAUGCUAAACUGUUGCCUAGCCCAACUCUCGACCUUCUCAGUCCAACAAGCCGCAACUAUGAACACAAAACUCAACUCCUUAAAAGUCCCACCGGCUUCUCUUCCUGUCUUCCCAGUCAUUUUCAUAAUGAUACUCGCUCCUGUCUAUAACCAUCUCAUACUCCCAUUAGCAAGGAAACUAACCAACACUGAAAUGGGUAUAACACACCUUCAAAGAAUCGGUAUGGGCUUAAUUCUAUCCAUUGUCGCAAUGGCAGUUGCAGCAUUAGUUGAGAUAAAACGAAAAAAAGUUGCUACACAACAUUUGUUAUUAGACUCUACAGAACCAUUGCCUAUUACAUUCCUCUGGAUCGCGCUACAAUACUUAUUUCUUGGCUCUGCCGAUCUUUUUAGCUUCGCGGGUUUAUUGGAUUUUUUCUUUACCGAAGCUCCAAGUAGUAUGAAAUCGUUGGCUACAUCUUUUUCAUGGGCUUCUUUGGCAAUCGGGUAUUAUUUAAGCUCGACUUUAGUAGCAUUAGUUAAUCGGGUCACAUUCAUAUCCGGUUCAACCCCUUGGCUUAAAGGAAUUAACCUAAAUCAUUAUCAUUUGGAAAGGUUUUAUUGGUUGAUGUGCGUUUUAAGUGGGUUGAACUUCUUGAACUACUUAUUUUGGGCUAGAAACUAUAAGUAUCGAUCUUUGAACGAAGUUUAAUGUUAUGUACUUUUGUAGAUAAUUAGAUUGAUCAAGAUUCAGUCAUUCAGGGCAAUUUCAUGCUGCAACUAGGCAUUAAUGUAGGGAAUUGAUGCCUACUAAUUAUGAUUACAUUUGGAAUCAUUAAUUAAGGCAUCUAGUUCCCUUCAUUAUUAAGUACAUAAGAGAAUUUAGAUGUAAAAAAUUUCUCCCUUAUGAUAAAUACAUACUUAUCUCAGAGUACUUUUAUAGUGGGUGCUUUGGAGUGUUAUAUGAA
Amaranthus tricolor (Joseph's coat) is the source of this 2493-nucleotide messenger RNA. Its product is annotated as protein NRT1/ PTR FAMILY 4.6-like. The coding region runs from base 504 to 2237 and encodes 577 amino acids. The transcript has 5 exons. Gene Ontology annotation, biological process: transmembrane transport. Lineage: Eukaryota; Viridiplantae; Streptophyta; Magnoliopsida; Caryophyllales; Amaranthaceae. Gene Ontology annotation, cellular component: membrane. Gene Ontology annotation, molecular function: transmembrane transporter activity. The record is from RefSeq and is a predicted model, not a curated record.